Antechinus flavipes (yellow-footed antechinus) is the source of this 2012-nucleotide messenger RNA. RefSeq names its product interleukin 20 receptor subunit beta (gene IL20RB). Bases 148 to 1086 code for a protein of 312 amino acids. The transcript is spliced from 7 exons. Gene Ontology annotation, molecular function: interleukin-20 binding. The record is from RefSeq and is a predicted model, not a curated record. Lineage: Eukaryota; Metazoa; Chordata; Mammalia; Dasyuromorphia; Dasyuridae.
UGUUUCUUAGUAGAACAGUUUGGACAUCACCAAAAUUCCAAGCUUUUCUUCAGAAAUCUGUACACUGCACCAAAAAUGGCUACACAAGAAAAGACGCUCAAUCUGAGAAAAGACCAUUCAGAGCCAAGCUAAGACUGGACCCACAGAAUGGUUCUGAAAGAAGCAUCGGCUUACCUGGGUGUGUGGCUUCUCUGUACCUUGAUUCCACCUUUGCUCACAGAUGAAGCUGUCAUUCUGCCAGCCCCUCCAGAUCUUUCAGUACAUUCUACUAAUAUGAAACAUAUCUUGACUUGGAGUCCCGUGAUUGUCCCUGGAGAAACAGUAAAUUAUUCAGUUGAGUACCAGGGAGAAUAUGAAAGAUAUUAUACUAGCUCCCACUGGAUCCCCAGUAGUUGGUGUUCUUCCAUUAGCAUCCCAGAAUGCAAUGUUACAGAUGACAUUACGGCCACAGUGGCUUAUAACUUUCGGGUCAAGGCAAUAUUGGGCACUCAAAGUUCAGCCUGGAGCACUCUGAAAGAGCUUUUCAAUCGCAACUCCACUGUCCUCACCUCUCCCAGAAUGAAAAUUAUCAAGGAUGGCUAUCAUUUAAUAGUGGAAUUUGAGGACAUGGGGCCAUAUUUUGAAUUCAAUGUUACUUAUUGGAAGAAGAGCCCCAAUUCUCAGAAGGAACUCUACAAGAUUGUGAGGGAAGGUGGCAGUCUAGAACAUCUGGUGACUAUGGAGGCGGGAGCUGAAUACUGUGUGAAAGCCCAGACUGUCGUGGAAGUUAUUGAGAGAAGCAGUGCCUUUAACCAAGUUGAAUGUAUCAGAGCACAAGAUGAAUCCCAUCUGCUGGCUCUGGUCCUAUUCUCCUCUACGGGUUUAAUACUGCUUGUAGUGGGUCUGCCUCUAUUCAUCUGGAAAAUGAGCCAGUUGCUGCGGUAUUCUUGCUGUCCUGUUGUUGUCCUUCCGGAUACAUUGAAAAUAACAGAUUCACCUCAGAAGUUAAUAAGCUGUAAAAAGGAAGACAUUGAAACCUGUGACACAGUUGUGCGGGUGAUGUACUCUGACGAGCUCUUUCGUUCAUGGAUACAAGAGGCUUUGUAGAAAACUCUGGCUGCCUUGUGAAAUACAGAGUAGCUGGACAUCAGGAGCAAUCAAAGAAGAAAAUUUCACUCUCAGGAAAGGAAAUCAGAGAACUCAGGAUAUAACUUGUGAUUUAUUUGCCCGGAAUUAGCUGUUUGGCAGAAAUACUUCAGGAAGACUUUUACCAGUGAUAUCCUGGUAUCAUAGAAGGUUCAUUGAACUAGAUGUUGGAAAGUCUAGGCUCUAGCCUUGGUUCUGCUGCUAAAUGACUAUAUGAAUAUGGAAAAGCCAUUUUCAUUCUCUGGACCUCCAUUUUCUAUAAAAUUAUAAAAUGAUACAGUUGGACUAUAUGACCAUUUGAUUUUAUGAAGCAGGAUUCUGAUAUACUAAUAGUAUUAGCUGACAUUCAUGCUAGCCAAGCAAAAAUUGACAAAAUUUUAUUUUACUUAACUACCUUCAUAAAUGUUCUUACCAUCAGUCCUGGAGAGUUGGUAUCCCCUACCUUCCACUAAUACAGAAGCUGCUUGAAUGUUAGCUAUGGAUAUAUUGACAUCCAUUUGGUCUUCUCAGGUAUUGAAAUGUAUUGUUCACAAUUUAUUAAUUUCCAGUCAGUUGAUAUUAUUUUAAAAAUGUCUUUUCAUUAAAAAGGGAAUGGUGAUUGCCACUAUUAUAGAUACACAAAGAACUAUUUGAGAAGGACCUUUUUGAAAUGGAAUGUAGUGAGGUCUUGGAGCAAGUCCUGGCAAGGAUGGAUUUUAAGAAAAGUAAAGGAUCAAAUAGUUCAGAAUGGUAGCUUAUAUUCUUAUUCUUCCAUUUUAGUCAUAAGUGUGUCUUUCUGACCAGACUGUAAGCUCUAUAAGAGGAGAAAUCACAUCUUGUUUACAUUUUUAUAUCUUUCAACAUGUGCAUCCAGAAUGUACCUAAUAAAUAUUUUUGGAUGGAUGAAA